This is a messenger RNA of Hippocampus comes (tiger tail seahorse), 6638 nucleotides long. RefSeq names its product proline-rich receptor-like protein kinase PERK12. The transcript is spliced from 7 exons. The coding region runs from base 625 to 2037 and encodes 470 amino acids. Gene Ontology annotation, cellular component: membrane raft; plasma membrane. Lineage: Eukaryota; Metazoa; Chordata; Actinopteri; Syngnathiformes; Syngnathidae. The record is from RefSeq and is a predicted model, not a curated record. Gene Ontology annotation, biological process: T cell receptor signaling pathway; B cell receptor signaling pathway; intracellular signal transduction.
GAUAGAUGGGAGAGGCGCACUUCCGGGAUUUGUCGCUAGAUGGCGUAAGAAGGGAACGGCACGCACGAUCGGAGAGUCUCCUGCGAGCUGUGCCUGCUGUGUCACAUGGAAGCUCGGUAGCCCAGAGGACGCGACGCGAGGGGAGAUGAUGGCGGGGGCUUGAGGGACGUUGAAGGCGAACGCGCGUGGAAAUUCGGUUGCUUUUCCCAGGCGACCCUCACCCACCCCAAGCCCCACUUACCUUACCUGUACAUUAUUACCACCUGGCGGGGAAGGAAGAGGCGCGCUGUUACUGGGGCUCAGCGGGCAGCGCCAAAAACAAGAAGAAGGGGGAAAAAAGGGAUGCCAGAUGCAAUGCGGUGCAUUGGUGCUGCGUGAAGCCCCCACGGUGACGGAGGAACGGAUAGAAGCGCGCUGCGCCGCAUGCACGUUGAUCGAUUAUGCUGGUUGGGAGGCGGUUGCUGGUCCGACGAGCUGAACCCAAAGGACGGGCUCAUGGUGCCCCUCUCCAAACGUCGGAGCUGAAUCCCCGAGAGAGCGUGGCCCUUGCCUGUGUGCAUGAGCGUGAGGGCGAGAGUGUGAGUGUGAGCGCGCGUGAGAGAAAGUGAGCGCCAGCGCUCCCACAUGGCCUCCAUGCAGGACGGGCUGAACUUCACGACUCCUCCCUACGGCAAGGUCCUGCUGCUGGGCGCCAUCGCCGCUGCCUCGGCCUUCAUCGUCACCAUCCUCAUCGUGGUGCUUUGCGUGGGCUGCCAGAGGAAAGGAAAGACACACAAUGCGCCCAGUGAAGGUGGGAAACAUCGUCUCAUGGACAUGGGUAUACUCAGGCAGUCAAAGCUGCGGUCCAUCAGUAAAUCAGACACAGAGAUGAACAAGAUGAACUGCAAUGGCAAAAGCAGGCAGCUUCCCCAGAUUCCCUCUGGGACUGGAGAGGACGGAGAGCACACUUACUCUGAAGUGGGCCGAAGCUCCUCCGCCACGCGAACUGACGACGCGCUCUAUGCCAUGGUAGGCAGGGCCGGGCAGACAGACACUCCGGCCCCUCCGGCCGUCCCCGCCAACACUCCGGCACCGCCUGAUCCAGACGGGGACGUGGAAGGGGGCCUGCCUGAACCCGAAGCCCAGGUCGUGUCCACUUCUCACCCCCAAGAGACGGCGGAGUAUGCCUGCGUCAGGAAGCUGAGGAAGGUGGACAAAGCGCCCCAGAAGAGGGACAGUGGGACGGACACGGGGGAUCCGCCGGUGCCGCCUCCGCGACAUCCCCCACCUUCUCACCCCGCCCCUCCGCCGCCACAUCCUCACAGCACAAAGCUACCCCGCAGAAAUGUGGAUGCCUUUAACGUGCCCUCAUUCCCCAAGGAAGUGAUGUUUAUGGGAAAUGGAGAGCAGUACAUCUGGAAGCCUCCCGAGGAAGAAGAUGUCCUCAUACUCCACAAUAAGGCCCUGGCCCCGCUCGGGGCACACACCAUGGAGAACAUCCAACCUUCUGCUGCAGUGGUGGCUGAGAUGUACUCCAAGGUGUGUAAGCCAGCCAAGAAGAAACGAGCCGUACCUGGAUCUCCGCCGUCCAAUCCCGGCUUCAGGACCUUGGGUCGCCCCGACCGGGACCGAGAGCGUGAUGGGGGCUUUAGCGUAGUGGUCAAGCCCCAGACGUGGGCCCCCCAGGAGGGCAAAGUGCCCGCAGGCACCCUGGACGAGCACUGCUACGAGUCCUUCGGGACAGAGGAAUGCGAGCCGGCCUACGAGAACCUGGAAGGCGGAGGCGGUUGGAGACGAGAGCGAGCGCCCAACACGUGCGCCACCUUGCGGCCCAGGAGGAAGAAGGCACAGCAGCCUUUGCAACAGCAGCAACCGCCUCCUCCGCCGCCUACGCAGCACAACCCCAAGUUACAGCACCUGCCCGCCAAAGCCCUGCUGCUUCCCGGGGAGAGCUUGUACGAGAGCAUUGGCGACCUUAAGCAGGGCUCCGCCACCUCCAGCACCACCACCAUCUUCACCUUCAACGAUGGCAUGGAGAUGUAUGUCACGGGGCUCUGAGGAGGAGGCUGCCGUGGCGGAGCCAUUGCGACACGCCGCCGCCAGUCUUUCCCAACCUUUACUCAGCUAAGGCAUAGAUUUGACAUUGGGGGCUCUAUUUUCAUAGAUGGUACAGAUCGUGUGUUUUUUAGUACGUAGCAUCUAAAGUGAAAGAGAGGAGCCCCUUUGAUUGGCCACAAUCAAAGUGAUCGCUGUGAUCACUCUUACGGCGACAUAGACCUCCAUCUAUCAGAUAUGCCAGCCUGCUCUUGUUUCAUCAACCAACUUACCACCAUUAACACUUGGUCUCACCGCCGAGCAGGAUUUAUACCUUUCAUGAAACUAGAGCCCUAGAAAAAGUCUUAACACUAAACAAAAUGCCCAAAAAAGUAUGACACUGCUCACAAAAAGUUGGGGAUACCGUAGUCAGCUUUUGGAAAAGUCACUAUCAGCACCAGCCAUGAAUUUUGUGUAGCAAUUAUCCUCAUUAGGUUCCCAGGUGAGCUGGAGCUUGUCCUACCUGACUUGUGGGGGGAGGCAGAGUACAUCCCUGUCUGGUUGCUUGUCAAUCACAAGGCACAUAGCCAAAAACACAUUCACAUGUAUGGACUAUUUAGAGUACUGGUUUUUAACCUUGUUGGAGACCCUGAACCCAUUAAAUUGCAGACUUGCAUUUACCAAAACCUUCAUAAUAAGAAAAAUAAAAAGAGAUUUUUCUUUUCAAAUUUGUAAUUUAAGCACAGUGGACACAAACAUUUUUGCGAGUCACCAUUAUUUGGUUUCUUUUUUUGGACCCUAUGCCCCCUUGAUUUGUGAAAUCCCCUGAUUUUUUUCAGUAUUUUUCCAGAUCUCCCACAGUGCUGUUGCUGAGAUACCCAUUGAAGUGCUGAAAAUUUCUGGAGUUGGACACAUGCAUUCCAAAGUUCAGAGAAGGUCAAGUUAGGUUCACCUCAAAAAGUUAUCAUGCACUUUAGGUUAAUCCUGAAAUUUCACCAAUAUCCCAAACUUUUUGUGAUUAUCGUGUACUGAAUUAAUGAUGAUGUCAUCUCAAUUUACUCACUAAUCUGGUUCUGUUUAGGUGAACGUAAAGCCAAUAUUGUGUUGCAGGAAUUGCAACAGAUUAUUCGUACCUUCUACAUGUCACUAUAUGUGGCUGGCAUAGAGAGUGGCGAAAAAAAACCAUUAUUUGUGGCAUAUUAAGAUUUUCAGAGCGAUGAAAUGCAAUUGAAUCACUAAUGUGUUGUGGCAAAGAGGUUGAGAAUCACUGGCCAACACCACAAGUAAUGACGGCUGAGCCCCUCCCGUGCUCUAUCCCUCUCUUGGACAAACACACACACGCACACACACAUGCUGUUUACAUUAUGUCAUGCCUUUCCUGGGCUCCAGCGGCCUUAAAGUACUAAGGUUUAUAUGUUACGACCAAGUCUUAGUCCAAUCUGGAAAGCUUCGAAGGAAUCCAAAGGUUGUGAGCACAAAAGCAUUGCAGAGCAAUCAGUAGGUACCAGUAGCACUAGUUCAUCCAUAGACGACAAGUGUGCAAAGCACAAGGAAGAAAGCAAGCAAGCUAAAUUCUUCCUCAUUUCUAGCGGGUAAUAUUCCUUGAUCGGAAGAAGAAAGGAGAAAAAAAAAAAGCACAGCCUUGAGAAAUAUUUGGUAGCACUUUUGAGUGGGCCUUCCCCUCAAGUUGGUUAUGAUGUGAUUCAGGAUGCGGCUUCAAUUAUUCAAAGGAGUGAGUUACUUGUCAAAAUACUGGAAAGCUCAGGGACUAAGUGAAACAAUUAGGAGAGUAUUCUAACUUCCCGGGGAACCAAACCCGAGAUGUCAAAACUUGCUGUUAUAUUCCCAACAUGCAUAUCUUUUUUAGCAGUUGCUGUUUACAUAAAUCAACAAAGUAUUUAUCAAAAAGAAUGUUUAAAACAUUGCAUCCACUCGUUUAUGAUGGCUCUCAUUAUUAAGUCACGAGAUUGGAAAUUCGCCAGAAUAUGACAUGUGUUUGCCUUUUCCUGUCCGCUUUAUUUCACAAGAAAAAGAUAUGAAGUGUUCAGCAACGACAAGCUGCAUUUUCGAUUCCAUGAUAUGUACUACAAAACCUACGUCUUCAUCUACAUCGGUAGCAUCCGCAGUGAGGUUCAUGGCUGGCAAUGCACCGGUAUUUGUCAGAUUUACAACUUUAUUGUGCCACAGCCAUACUGAGGGAGUCUGUCACCACAGAAUGGAGGCAGAAUCCUGUUUGCCUCACCUCACGCUUUAUCUCUUGUCUUACGCCAUCAACAAAACUACAUAAAUUAUGUAACAACAAAUGUUAAAAUACAUGACUGACUGCCUGACUAUAUAAACUCAUCAGGCAUGUCGCAAGUCUGUGGCCGCUACAUGAUUUUGAAUGAUUACUUUGAUCACUCUCACAAUCUUUCAGCUCUCGCAGUUCAAUAUCUCACUGUGCGUCAACGGCAUUUCCGAUCUGAACCUGAAAAUGGUUCCGCCCAACAUGGCACCAGUCCUUGGUUAUGAGUUUCUCUAUCUAUGCUAACGAAAUAUUUUCCAGAGUACCAUGUUUUUACAAUUACUGGCACAAACAAAUAUUCUUGUUUAAAGGAUUUUGGGGUGUAGUUCACGCCAGCCAGUUGGUGGGUUGAGCCGAGAGACCGCGGAGUGAUCAGCUUGCUACUACCACGUUAUUCAAUUACAGUGUCGUUAAUUAGUGAUUUCUUAUCUUACUAAAUUAGCAAGUGAACAUGAAUUCAGGGUGGUGUUGUGUUGAUGUUGGCGAGCAAAAGAAUAUGAUGGCAAUAUAAGGCAUGGUAGCAACGUCUAUGAUGCGAGAACAGCAAGCAUCAUGGAUAAAGGGUUGUUACGGGUAACGAUCUGAUCUUGACUGAAUACAUGGAGAUUUUCAUACAAGAUGGGUGUGCAAACAAUUCAAGAACGUCCACUCCAAUGUUUGGGAUCUUGGAGCCCGAACAGGUCCAGGACACUCUAACCAACUUGGGGAAUUCUUACCUUAUGCCGAAAUAUCAGACUACCAGACAAGUUGGUCCCUCACAAUGACAGACUACUGCCAUCAAAUCCCGAUGUGUCUCGCGAUAUCAUUGUAUCCCGUCUUUUACAAUAAUUGGGUUAAUCUUGCCCAAUCAUGCUGUCAGGGGAGGCGGAACCGUAACAUGUGUCAAAGCUAGCAUAUAUAAUAACCAUUCCACAGCUACAAGAAAAACAACCAUGUUGACAAAGGCAAUUUAGAGACGUGAGACGGUAUUGCAGACAGUGACAGGAGGUGGCUUGUCGUUGCUGAAUAUUUGCCAACUCUGGAUGGCUUUCUUAGAAAAUAAAGGUGCAUCAUAAGCCGUAAAUGUAUACAUGUCACAUUCUCACAAAUUCACACUGUCAUGAGAGCGAACAGACCAAAAAAUGGCAUAGUUCGAAAGGAAGUAGAAGCGACGGUUGAAAUGAAAGGCAUUUGAUAAAGAAGAUAUGCAUAUUUAAAAUGUAACAAAAAAGUUUUGACAUCUUGUAUUAAGUUGCCCUUUAAAAACAACAAAUGGCACACUUUUUUUUUUUUGCAUUCCUCCUUAAAACUGGCACCAAGCAUUUUCAUCUCAGACCUGACUCUUCACUGCAUCAUGUCUGGCGUGACAUGAAUUGAACACUGUCUCCAAUGCUGUCUGUAAAUGAACUGUUUUACUUUGCUAAGCCUGUCCUGCACUUUGCCUGCUUCGAGUUGCAUGCUGAAAAAAAAGCAGGGGGAAUUAAAAAAAAUCAAAACACUGUCGAAUUGUACCUAUAUUAAUGUUUUUUUAAUUGUUGUUGGUUGUUUCUUUUUCCAGUGUGUUGCUUUAUUUUAUCUCUGUAGAACAAAAGGCCAGUUUCGAGUCCUUCUGCAACGCAAAGAGGACUGAACCGCUCGAGUCUUUAAAGGUGGACACGGCGCGCUAGCUGGACUCAUUCACCUCAUCCCGUCCCCUCCUUGUGCUCAUGUAGCGUCGGCUUGGGUUUUGCCAAAGCUGCCAUCUUGCUGCUGUGUUCAAUUCGCAUCUGGUCACUCCUCCAUCGAUGAACAUCCGCUCUCCUAUAUGUGUUCAAAUGUUUCAGAUAUAAGGCGGAGGGAGGUGGGGGUGGGGGGCGACAUACAUGAGACUACAUUCUGGACAAUGAUUCCAUUUGACCAAAUAUCCCCAGCAAAGCGUGUGAUUAUACUGUAUGUUGAUGCGAUGUGUAUGUACAUUACAAAAGAGAAAGAAUAAUAAAUAUAUCAUCAGUGUCAAGAAAUCUAUCUUUUUCUAUGAUGUUUAAUUGUGUUAUGGAAUGAGUAAUCUUGUGACACAAACAGCUGCAAUGUAAAAAAAAAAAAAAGGAUCCUGUGUGUUGCUUGUUUUUUCUUGAACCCGUGAAAGUCGGGCGACGCCCAUCCACCCCGACGGUUGGACGGACGGCCCCGCCCAUUUCAGUCAGUCAGUGUGGCGGCAGCUCAUGUUUUGUGUUUGCUCUUCAGACUACAGGGUCUUGUACUCCAGCAGCGUGUGACUCAAGUGCUAAGUGCAAAAGAUUGUAAUGUUUUAUAUCAAGAUUACUAUUCAUGAAAUGUCAGUCAAGUUUAUACUUUUGUAAUAAAGUGGCACUUUAAAAACAGA